Messenger RNA from Syngnathoides biaculeatus (alligator pipefish), 1184 nucleotides. It is a transcript of the gene meis1a, whose product is annotated as Meis homeobox 1 a. Gene Ontology annotation, molecular function: DNA-binding transcription activator activity, RNA polymerase II-specific; RNA polymerase II cis-regulatory region sequence-specific DNA binding. NCBI's taxonomy places the organism in Eukaryota, Metazoa, Chordata, Actinopteri, Syngnathiformes, Syngnathidae. The transcript has 9 exons. The record is from RefSeq and is a predicted model, not a curated record. Bases 251 to 1108 code for a protein of 285 amino acids. Gene Ontology annotation, biological process: animal organ morphogenesis; positive regulation of transcription by RNA polymerase II; eye development.
GCUCGUCGCUCUCCUUCGUCGACGACAUCAGCGCCUUCGCCGAGGAGGUGUGUUGCCACGGAAACGUCCUCCUCGUCCCUGUCGCAUGGUGAUGAUGUCAUCACCAAUUGACUUCCUGACUACCUAUGUUUGUUGUAUCAGAUGAUCCAAGCCAUCCGAGUGCUCCACUUCCACCUCUUGGAGCUGGAGAAGGUCACGGAAACUUAUUAUUCCUUCCGCCUGUCUGCUCCCUAAUCCUCCAAUCCCGAUCAUGAGUGUCCACGAGUUGUGCGACAACUUCUGCGCUCGCUACGUCAGCUGCCUGAAAGGGAAAAUGCCAAUCGAUUUGGUGAUUGACGACGAGGACAACCACAAUCCGCUAUUGAGUCGACAUGACAACAACGCGAUGACGUCUGCUCGCAAGCCGCUGCUCACGCCGCAGGGUCACCACGGUGACCAUCGCACACACAAAGGCAACGAGGUAGGUGGGGGCCUGACGUGUCCCAUCCCCGGUGACGACGAGGAAGACAGCGGCUGCGACGUCAACCAUGAGCGUCCCCGCCACAAGAAACGAGGCGUCUUCCCCAAAGCGGCCACCAACAUCUUGAGGGCGUGGCUCUUCCAGCACCUGGUGUUUAUACGGCUAAAGGUUCACACUUGGACAAUAAAGAUGAUUCGGACGAGGAUUCAGCGUCGUACAAUUCUUGAAAGCGCUAAUUUCCUGUGUUGCUUGUCGUUAUUGUCGUCACGUGUUAGCAUCCGUAUCCAUGCGAGGACGAGAAGAAGCAACUGUCACAUGACACGGGCCUCACCAUCCUGCAGGUCAACAACUGGUUCAUCAAUGCCAGGCGGCGAAUUGUUCAGCCAAUCCUUGACCAGAACAACCAAACUGAAGGCCAGACCGCACUACAUGACACCAACGGUCAACCAGUACGACAACUUGCUAUGGACACACACACACGUAACGGUCACAGCACCUGGGUUAGUGGGUGGCGUUGCCACAGCGACGAGGACCAGUGGCACUGCAUGUAACACAACCUAUCAGUAUGAGCUACUGCUUGAAAUGAAUAGAGAUUCUAUUAAUUUAUUCCAGUCUCCCCCCCCCCCGCUACAAAAAAAUGUUUUUUAACAGGAAAAGUAGGACUCUCUAAUAUUGUACUUUAUGAAAGCAUAUGUAUUGACAUUAUUAAAUAGAAUGUAAAGAA